Molecule: messenger RNA, 1777 nt
Organism: Amphiprion ocellaris (clown anemonefish)
Lineage: Eukaryota; Metazoa; Chordata; Actinopteri; Pomacentridae
Gene: ntpcr
Product: nucleoside-triphosphatase, cancer-related
Exons: 5
Coding region: 65-652 (195 amino acids)
Molecular function (GO): ATP hydrolysis activity
Source: RefSeq, a predicted model, not a curated record
GUCAAAUCGAUGUGUACGGAAGAGCUGCAGCAGCGUGUUGAACGGUUGAAGGGUGAAAACAGCAAUGUUCAAACACGUUUUUCUGACAGGACCUCCAGGUGUAGGGAAAACCACCCUGGUCCAAAAAGCCUGUGAGGCUUUAGUGUCAUCAGGAGUGGGAGUUGAAGGGUUUUACACAGAGGAGGUCAGGGAGGGGGGCCGGAGAGUCGGCUUUGAUGUCGUUACAGUGACAGAAGAAAGGGGCCACCUGUCCAGAAUCAGAGACAAUGCUAGCGUGUCUCAUGGCAGACGGGAAUACACAGUCGGACAGUAUGUGGUCGACUUGCCUUCAUUUGAAAAUCUGGCUCUCCCCCUCUUCAGAAAUGUCGGGUCAGCAGAUGGGAGCAGCAGGAAGGUGUUUGUCAUUGAUGAGAUUGGAAAAAUGGAGCUCUUCAGCCAAUCGUUCAUCAGGGCAGUGAGACAGACUUUAGAUAGCUCUUCCUGCACAAUCUUGGGCACCAUCCCUAUCCCUAAGGGCAAACCUCUGGGUCUGGUCGAAGAGGUGCGAAGCAGGAGAGACGUCAAGGUCUUCACUGUGUCUAAGGAGAACAGAAAUGUGAUUCUACAAGACAUUUUAGCAACACUGCAGGAAUGUUUAAAGCAUGCAGCCUAAUAUGGAGAUCCAGAGUCAGUGUAAGGGAAAACCCCUGCAGUUUGUGUGUGUUUCUGCUGACGCCAAGUUUUAUGUGUGUCAGCACAUACACAGUUCACACAGCCACACUUUUAAGUGGAUCUACACACGCUUCACAACAGGGUUACGACCUAAGUUGAGGGGCAUCCCGAGCUGCUGGAAGAAUUGGUGUGUCACAUGCAUAUAUUUAUGUACACAAUUCAUUUUUUUUCCUUCUCAUACAGCCUCAAAAUGGAUCACAUGCUGAAUAAUUGAUUGUGAGAUGGAACACAGCAGGGGAAUUGUUCAUAGUGUGUAAAUACUCCUUACUCUCUGAAACUGCUUGGUCCUCAAAAACACGCUUUCUGUUUAACUGUAAAAUAUAGUGAUGCCAGCAGGCAUUCCUCGUGUGCAAGUAUCUAAUAUCAAUUUGUUCAUGAGGACAAGGGGUCCCAUUUUUUAAAAAAUAAAUGGCCAAACAAAGCAAUGCCCCUGUUGAUUUAUUUAGUUCUUUGCUAUGUGAGCUUCCCUUGUGCUUGUCUUGUCAACCUGAGGCUGUGCCUAUUGGAAAUCAAUCAAUAUUUAACAGUGCAAAGAUGUCCAAUCCUCUCAUGGUUUAUUUAUCCACUAGCAUGAACAAAAAAAAAAAAAAUGAAAAAAGCAAAUCAGUUAUUGUCUUUCAAAAAUGAGAUUGGUUUUCUCUGGUAUCCGUUUCUAAUAUUUGAGAGAUGGAGAUUAUCCAUUUAUUCACAAACGUUUUCAUACUGAUGAUAAGCCUCAAUGUUGUUUUCACAUUCUGCAGCACAAAUAAAUAUGCUUCCCUUUUGUUCCAGGGAAUUUGCUCUGCAUCUGGCGAGAUAAUGGAAUUUAUAUCCAUGCAGUCAGAUUGCAGUACAGGAUAAAUUGUAUCAGCGUAUAUAAGAGUUUUGAGAUGUCAGAGUGCUCUUACGAUGGAUUUUCUCUGAUGGUGCAGCUCAAUGGAGGUUUCUGGAGGGUUUUAAAGCUGUAUAUGAAGACAUGUUGGCACACUUGAAAAGAGCUCUGCAUGACUGUAAUAUUAAUUCUUUUUGCUCGCCAUGUAUUUGUUUGAGAAAAGUCGAGUAUAAAUAAUAAAAUAAAUGUACAUUU